This is a messenger RNA of Adelges cooleyi (spruce gall adelgid), 1075 nucleotides long. RefSeq lists its product as uncharacterized. The record is from RefSeq and is a predicted model, not a curated record. The coding region runs from base 464 to 1075 and encodes 203 amino acids. The transcript is spliced from 6 exons. NCBI's taxonomy places the organism in Eukaryota, Metazoa, Arthropoda, Insecta, Hemiptera, Adelgidae.
ACUAUUUUGGAUAUAUAGAAAAGAUACUCAAGUAAAUCGGUCCAAAGGAAAAAAAUAUCUGACCACUCUUUUUAGAUCAUUCUAGAUAUUGUUCUUUAGAUGGGACACUAUCAAUAAACGUUGACAAUAUAUGCAUAUAUUUUGCACAUACUUAAACAUUUUUAAAAUGUGGUAAAUACCUAAAAAAAUAACAGAAUGCCAUACAACGCAAAUAAUAACGUUUUUAAGUAUUUGUUGCUUAAAACAUAUUGCACGGUUAAAUAGUUCCAAACUUGGUACUGUUUUUAUUCUUCAAGUAUAUUUUUUUGUAGGAAGUACUGCGGUUAUCAAGCAAUAAUACAAUAUUACCAUAACUUUAUAAAAUCGUCAUAAGAACUAUUAUCGAAUAUUUAAAAAACAGUUUUUACUUCCAAAAUAAAUAAUAAAAUAAUCUGGAUCCUAGUUAAUUGUUUGAAUAUUUAAAAUGUUUUCAAAAACCGUGAUACUGUCUUUUUGCAUGGCAUUGUACUUUUUGCAAUGUCAAGUUGUUGCUAAUGAGCCUAAUGAGGAACAAGUUUAUACAAUAGGAAGAAUUGUCGGUGGCUUAUACGUGCCAAAUGCGGUCCUAACCUACGAACAAUUAAUAAUAUUUUUUAACCACGUAAAACAGACAAUGAAUGCAAAUGGAGAUCUCCCCAGCCGCCUUGCUUUAGAAACAUUACUAGAAGCUUCUACAUUUACGGAAGAGAUUGCUUUAACUUACGCCACAUAUAUAUUAGGGGACGACAUUAAUGUGAAGGAACUUGUAGAACCAUUAAUAAGAGGCAAUCUAAAUCAAGGUUCUAUAGACUUUUCACUAUUAGUUGGAAUCAUUAGUGUUGUAAAACAUACAUUGCAAAUGGUAACAUCCACUAAUGGAGCUGUCGAAUUGAAAGCGGAAAUGAUAAAUGAUUCAUUAAGAAACACGCUUUUAGCAGUUCAAUAUGACGAUAAAAAAGAUGCUCACUCAGGCAAGACAGGCCAUCAAUACUAUCGAAAUGCACCUUACCUCAAAUAUAAUAUACAUUAUUUAACAAAUGUUUUUCGAACUAUAUAG